AUGGAGCCAGAACUAAUCGACACAGUGUCAGCUUUGAAGUCAUGUUUGUCCGAUCUCCAACUUCCGGCAAGAGGGCCACCAUCUCUGUACAUGGACCUUGAAGACAAUGACUUGUGCAGGGAAGGCACUCUGUCGCUCUUGGCUUUGUUGGUCGUUCCUCGCGAUACCAUUCACGUCAUCGAUGUGACGACUUUGGGCAAAGAAGCAUUCGCGUCUCCGGGGUCGACACAUACGCUGAAAUCCAUUCUGGAGUCCGAGAGUAUCGUGAAGGUGUUCUUCGACAUCAGCAACGAUUCCGAUGCUCUGUACAGCCACUUCGGUGUCCGCGUCGCCGGCAUUCAGGACGUCCAGCUUAUGGAGCUGGCCACCAGAGGCCACAACAAACGUUGCGUGAACGGCCUCGCCAGGUGCAUUGAAUCGGACGCUCAGCUCGGGUAUGAAGAGAGGCGUGAAUGGAGGGAAAUGAAGAACAAAGGUCGCCGUCUGUUCGCGCCAGAAUUGGGAGGAAGUUAUGCAGUCUUCGACCGACGUCCGCUGGACUCCGAGAUCAUCAAGUACUGCGCUCAGGACGUACAGCUUCUGCCGAAGCUUCGCUCGAUGUACUGUCAGCAGCUUUGCGAUGCGUGGUGGCUCAAGAUUAAGGAAGAGACUGAGGCUCGGAUCCAGCUGUCGCAAUCUCCAAAGUACAAUGGCAAGGGUCGAAACAUGACCCUUGGUCCUCCUGCGUGGUCCUCCUGGAGUCCUACGGUGGCUGAGCGAGGGAUCCGGGUGUUGCUUGAACAACAAGACAAGCCUAACCAUGAGGGAGAGGUGAUGUCUGCCGCCGCAGCAGCCGGGCCAUCGGAGGCAGAGGGAAGUCCAGGACAACCCACCAGCGAAGCAUCGGAUACAGAGCUAGGACCGAUCGCUCGUGCGUUGCAGGAGAUGAGGAGCACGUCUGAGCGAAGUAAUUCCAGCGAUGGUGAAGACGACGAAUACGGCUAUCGCCAUGGCUAUAUGAGCCCAGGAAGAGCAUACAGCUAUGACAGCGGUGAUGGGACCGGUCCAGAUUUGACGGCCUGUGACAAAGAAUGCGGAUACUGUGGCCACUGUCCGUACUAA
Molecule: messenger RNA, 1101 nt
Organism: Saxophila tyrrhenica
Lineage: Eukaryota; Fungi; Ascomycota; Dothideomycetes; Mycosphaerellales; Extremaceae
Exons: 1
Coding region: 1-1101 (366 amino acids)
Biological process (GO): nucleobase-containing compound metabolic process
Molecular function (GO): 3'-5' exonuclease activity; nucleic acid binding
Source: RefSeq, a predicted model, not a curated record